This is a messenger RNA of Camelina sativa (false flax), 1405 nucleotides long. RefSeq lists its product as uncharacterized. The record is from RefSeq and is a predicted model, not a curated record. NCBI's taxonomy places the organism in Eukaryota, Viridiplantae, Streptophyta, Magnoliopsida, Brassicales, Brassicaceae.
GGUUCUUGUGUUGACUUUCUCCGUCAAACAAUAUGACUAUCAUCAUAGUUUGGGCCGAAGUCAAAAUUGAUAAUAUAUAGUUUGGGCCGAAAAAUCAAAAUAAAAAUAUUUGGGCCUGUUGACAAGAUACAACAUGAUAUUUUGCAUCGGCUUCACUUAAUUCAGAUAUCAUCGAACUCUGUUCGUCGUCUUCUACUGCCGUCGACGUGUCAGUUUCCGACGAUCUGGUAAUUGCUCAAACUCUCAAAUCAUCUCUCUCUCUGUUGAAUUUUUUUAUUUUUGAUACUCAUUCUUUGGCCAGUUUUGAGUAAUCCUCGUAUGCAUCUGGAUUCUUGUUUCGAAUUUCGUGUCAGAUUUCUGAGCUUUUGUUAUAGGAUGGAUGAAGGAACUUCAGGUUCACGGAGAUUGAGGUCUCAAGUUGCUCCAGACUGGACAGUCAAAGAGUGUCUGAUACUCGUGAAUGAGAUUGCUGCUGUUGAAUCAGAUUGUUCUAAUGCUUUGUCCAGCUUCCAGAAAUGGACGAUGAUCUCAGAGAACUGUAACGCUUUGGAUGUACGCAGAACUCUCAACCAAUGCAGGAGGAAAUGGGAUUCUUUGUUGUCUGAUUACAAUCUGAUCAAGCAGUGGGAAUCACGGUACCAAGGCAGUGCUCGUUCUUAUUGGUCUCUUAGUGUUGAGAAGAGGAAGUUACUGAAUCUCCCGGGGACUGUGGAUAACGAGAUUUUUGAAGCUGUCAGUGCUGUUGUGAUGAUCCAAGAUGACAAAGCUGGAACUGAGUCUGAUAGUGAUCCGGAAGAGGAUGAUGUUGUUGAUAUCACUGCAGCUUAUGUAGGAUCAAAAAGAUCAAGACAGCGAGCAACGGUUACCAAGGAGAUCCCGCCACAGAAGACAAAGAUACAAGAGCCACGGAGAUACAGAGUCCAGGAAUACACUCAACAGAAACCUACAAAAGCAGCGCAUCCCCAUCAGAACAAAACCAUGGAGGAGAAGAAGAAGAAGCCGGCGGAAGAAAUAUCAACAGAUGAAGAAGAGGAGGAACCAAUGAACAUAGAAGAGGAUGUAGAAGUGACGGAAGCGAAGCUUAGUUAUAAAAUCGACUUGAUACAUGCGAUAGUCGGGAGGAAUCUAGCAAAGGACAAUGAAACAGGGGAUGAUAUUAGUAUCAAGGACAAGUUGAAGUAUGUGAAACAGCAAGGAGACGAGCUUAUUGCUUGUCUGAGUGAAAUUGUUAAAACCCUUGGUAGGCUCCGUGAAGUUUAAUCCAAGUGAAUAACAUUCAGCUGUAAAAAUGUUAAGGCAUUUGCCUAUUUGGAGCUGAUCUACUCGUAAUAUAGUUUGGAGUAAAUGAAAAAGCUGGUACUAUAAAUCUGGCAGUGUUGUAGUGAAUGAAAACGCUGGUACUGUA